AAUUAAUUUUGUCACUCCUCAAACUCCUACUCGCAUUGGUCUCAUCUCCUUCCUCUCCCGCCUCCCCCGGCCUCCUCUUUAAACCCGAGCUAAUCUCUUCAACAAAACCACCGUGUUCUAUUGUAUCACCACCUCUGUCAGCGGCGCCUCUGCCAUUGUGGAUUUUCAACCAUCUACUCUUUUCUGCCGCUGCUAUUCUCAGUGCUUGACGACAGUGUCUAGAAGCUAUAUGUACUAGGUAUCAGAUGCAAUUAUGACUGUCGUAGCACGCAAGGAUUCUAGAGGCUCUAUGAGGAUGCCGAGUAAAAGUUUGAGGUGCAUGAGCUAUGAGGAUACCCUCCGUGAAAUGGAAGCUUUCUUGGAUGGGAAGCUUGACAAUCCACAAAAUCCUCACGAGGUUUAUGUGGAUAUAACUGAAACUACGAGUUCGACUGCCAUCCGACUGCCUGAUUCUGAGGAUCCAGAUGCAACUGAGAAUUCCAGCUCAUUUGCUGAUACUACAUCUAUAAGUGAGAAUGUUUCUGGAACUAGUGAUGCUGAAGUGGAGUCUGAAUUUCGUGUUGACAGUGGUUUGGCUUCUACAUUUGACAGUUAUAGUAGUGUUUUCCCAAUGAGGAAAAAAAAAUUGGCACCUCAAUGGAGGAGUUUUAUACGCCCACUUAUGUGGAGGUGCAAAUGGACGGAACUAAGAAUAAAGGAGUUGGAAUUGCAAGCACUAAAAUACUCCCGUGAGCUUGAUGCAAAUGAACUAACAAAAACGUUAGAACUGCAUCAAUAUACAUCUGACUUUUGUUCGAGAUCGUUUCCAUUUUUCAACCAAUCAGACAAGAAGAAGCCCAUGAAAAGAAGAAAGCGGAAACUUGUGGAGAAUGUGACUGAUAUCUCAUCUUAUAUGUCUCAUCACCAGCUUUUCUCCUAUCUAGAAAAUAAAAAGUCUGAUCCAGAUGGCACUUCAGUCGCUGAUGAUGAUGUUAAUCUAGAUUUAAAUCCUAAGAAUGAGGAUUUUGGCAUGGAUGAUGAUUGGUUAAAAGGUGGUGAGGAUUCCAUAGAGCAGAUACUUCGACAGAUUGAUACAGUUCAAUUUCAAGUUCAGAGACUUAGAACCCAUCUUGAUACGGUGAUGGUAAAAAAUGGUGUGAAGUUCCCCUCCUCGGAAAAUCUGAGUCUUCUUGAUGCUCAGACAAGUGCUUCCCAAAGCCCUGCUUUCUCAGCUGGUAAUGGGGACAAUAUGUCUUUUGCUGGCAUAGAUAUUCCUCAUGACUUAGGGGACUUUGAAAUUGGUGAUCUGGACUUGCCUGAUAGCUUGGUCUCAGACUAUGGAAACGGGAUUCCUGACAUAAUAGAAAGCACAGUAGGUUUGCUUUCUGGUGCAGAUGUUACAAUACAUCAGCCGCCGAUAUUAGAGUCAGGUGAAAAUAUUUUGGAUGAUAGACAAGUACGGAACAGGGGAAUUCGAGAUGGGCACAUGUCUUCUGGAAUAACAGACCAAUCUGUAGAUGAAUAUCAUAGCCUAGAAAAUAAAGAGCAGCAUAUAUCUAGUCUCAUAGCCAGCAAUGCAUUAGUACCUGAAGCCGUGACUGUAGAUGCUAUGAAUCAGGAUAAAGUAAGAUUGGAGUGUUGUUUAACUUCAGAUGUCCCGGUUCCUAAGAAUAAGAGAAAGCGGGGUGAGCGCAAGGCAGGACCUGGAGGUUGGAACUUGAGAUCUGCAGGUGAGCCAGAUAGCAAUUGAGUAUUCUUUUUUCUUCUGAAUAUAAGUAGAUGUGGAAACGGCGGGGUUGCUGAUAGCUGAUAGCAAUUUGCAAUUGGAAGCUAUAUCUGUAUAAAGUCAGUAUGCCUGUUGGUGAGCGUAACCCUCCCUAGUGCAUUUCAACUGUCCUCUACUGGUGAUAAUGGCGAAAAAAGUUGUUUGAUAAUCCUCUAGGAUCGACUUUUGUAGUUUGUCUUCAUAUUUUAGUUCUUAGUCAUCCAUAAAAGGCCUUGAAGCUGUAUAUGAGGAUUUUGAAUUAGACAUAAGAGUAGGAAGACGUACCCAAUUGUGUCUGCUCAUUGGUAAUCUUUGUUCGGAUGUCGUGGAUUUUUAAGCAGUGCAGAUAUAAAUCAUAUACUGCAUUUUAAGGA
This is a messenger RNA of Spinacia oleracea (spinach), 2118 nucleotides long. RefSeq lists its product as uncharacterized. The coding region runs from base 254 to 1729 and encodes 491 amino acids. NCBI's taxonomy places the organism in Eukaryota, Viridiplantae, Streptophyta, Magnoliopsida, Caryophyllales, Amaranthaceae. The record is from RefSeq and is a predicted model, not a curated record. The transcript is spliced from 6 exons.